AUGGAAAGAAAUUACCUCAAGUUCUAUAAUGCCAUAAAGAAGGCUUAUCCGGACGUCAAAAUUAUCACAAAUUGUAACGGGUUAUGUCAAACGUUGGAUCACCCUGCAGAUUUUUAUGAUUAUCAUGUUUAUACAUCUGCCAAAGAUAUGUUUUCAAAGGCUGAUCAGUUUAAUUGUACAUCACGUGAUGGUCCAAAGGCUUUUGUAAGUGAGUAUGCUGUAAAUCAGGACGAAGCUGGAAAUGGAAAUCUUUUAGCAGCACUGGCUGAGGCUGCAUUCCUUAUUGGGAUUGAACAGAACAGUGAUGUAGUUAGCAUGGCAAGCUUUGCACCACUUUUUCUGAAUGACAAUGACAGAUGGUGGCAUUCAGAUGCAAUUGUCUUUAACUCUUCACAACAAUAUGGAACACCAAGCUACUGGGUGCAACACUUCUUCAGGGAGUCAAGUUCAGCAACUGUUCUUCAUUCAACACUUCAAAAAAAUGCAUACACUUCCCUUAUUGCAUCUGCAAUUAUGUGGGAAAACUCAGAUGAUAACAAGAGUUACCUAAGAAUAAAGAUUGUGAACUUUGGGAAUGACAUAGUUAAUCUCAAGAUAAGUGUGGACGGAUUGGAGCCCAGCUCCAUACAGCCAUCCGGGUCGACAAAGACGAUACUCACCUCUGGUAAUCAGAAGGAUGAGAAUUCCUUCGACGAGCCAAAUAAGGUCAAACCGACCCAAAGUCCACUUGAAAAUGCUGACAAGGACAUGGAUGUCGUACUCCUUCCAUAUUCUCUCACUUCAUUUGAUCUGUUGAAAGAAUCUAGCAACAUCAGAACCGCAAGAACUGAUUCUUUCUGUAAAUCAUCUUUUUAA
This is a messenger RNA of Carya illinoinensis, 855 nucleotides long. RefSeq names its product alpha-L-arabinofuranosidase 1-like. Gene Ontology annotation, molecular function: alpha-L-arabinofuranosidase activity. Gene Ontology annotation, biological process: L-arabinose metabolic process. The transcript is spliced from 8 exons. Bases 1 to 855 code for a protein of 284 amino acids. The record is from RefSeq and is a predicted model, not a curated record. Lineage: Eukaryota; Viridiplantae; Streptophyta; Magnoliopsida; Fagales; Juglandaceae.